Meyerozyma guilliermondii ATCC 6260 is the source of this 1536-nucleotide messenger RNA. It is a transcript of the gene ARO9, whose product is annotated as aromatic-amino-acid:2-oxoglutarate transaminase. The record is from RefSeq and is a predicted model, not a curated record. Gene Ontology annotation, molecular function: L-2-aminoadipate:2-oxoglutarate transaminase activity; pyridoxal phosphate binding; aromatic-amino-acid:2-oxoglutarate transaminase activity. The transcript has a single exon. Bases 1 to 1536 code for a protein of 511 amino acids. Lineage: Eukaryota; Fungi; Ascomycota; Pichiomycetes; Serinales; Debaryomycetaceae. Gene Ontology annotation, biological process: aromatic amino acid catabolic process; L-tyrosine biosynthetic process.
AUGUCUGAGUUUGUCCAUGGCCAUCUACUUUCUAAACGAGCAUUGGCACGCAAGUCGUCGCAUUUUGCUGCUAUUGACAAAUCUCCUCCCAAGGGAUUCAAGCCUGCUGAUAAGAAUCUCAUUCUCAGUUGGGGAACCCCUAACGAUGGAUUUUUUCCCAUCGAGUCGAUUGAUCUUCAGUUGGUUGAUUAUCCAUUUGAAAAGUCGUUAUCUAUGUCCAUGACGAACGCAUCGUUGGAAUCGUUGGCUCUUUCAAAGACAAACGGAACCGUUGCCAAUGACUCGCUGGGACCCAAAAAAAUUACGAUUAAUCGUCGUAGUGAAGACGAAAAAUUGAUCGAUAUUGCCCAUGGUCUUCAGUAUUCUGAACCCAAGGGCCACCCUCAGAUAUUGCAGUUUACCCGCGAGUUCAUAUCUAAGAUUCAUCCUCCAAAGUACUCUGAUUGGGACACUAUUGUCACUACGGGCGCUUCGGAUGGUCUCAACAAAGUUGCUGACGCAUUGCUUGAUCCUGGUGAUGUCAUUUUGAUUGAAGAGUUCACGUUUACACCUUUCUUGGCUCAUGUUGCCAAUACUGGUGGUAUUCCAGUGCCGGUCAGAAUGAAUUUGGACCCAACUCCGGACAAGAGCAAUGGCCUUGAUAUUGAUUACUUGACCGAUUUGCUUGAAAAUUGGGAAACCAAGAAGCCGGAUUUGAAGAAACCAAAGGCAUUGUACAGUAUUCCCACCGGGCAGAAUCCCACGGGUCUCACCCAAAGUUUGGAGUUCCGGAAAAAAGUGUAUGCUUUGGCCGAAAAGCACGAUUUUAUUAUCAUUGAAGAUGAUCCUUACGGCUAUUUGACUUUACCUCCGUACCUGAAGCCAGAAGGUGUCCUCAAACUUGAUCUGUUUUUGACAGUGGAAGAAUACCUUUCCAAUCACCUCGUUCCAUCGUAUCUCACCUUGGAUACUACUGGACGUGUUGUUCGUAUUGAAACUUUUUCCAAGCUUUUUGCUCCGGGAUUGAGAGUAGGUUUCGUUGUGGGCCACAAGAAAGUCACCGAGGUAAUUGGGCAAUAUGCUGCCGUUGUGACACGGGCGCCCUCUGGUCUUUCGCAAAUGGUGUUGAACAACGUUAUUGAGCAGAAAUACAAGGGCGUAUAUGGAUGGCUCCAGUGGAUAUUGAAGAUGCGUCUCACUUAUACUCACCGUAGAGAUGUGUUGGUCAAUGCCAUUGAGGAGCUGGAUGCUUACAAGAAAAACUAUGUGAGUAUCAUCGAUCCUCGUGCUGGUAUGUUCCUUUCUCUCGUGGUGAACUUUCCUCCAGGUACUCCAAUUAUCGAAAAGAUCAGACUCUUGAACUGGAAGCUUCUCGCUUUUGGAGUCCAUGCAGUGCCAGGAAUUAAUAUGGCCACCGACAGUGAAUUCAGCAAGGAAACUGCCAACUUUUUUAGACUUACAGUUGCAGCGGCUAAUACUGACGAAGAGUUGAUUGCAGCUGGAACCCAAUUGGCAAAGGCGGUUACGGAAUUUUUUGAAAACGGAUUAGAGUUUUGA